CUUGAAAAUUAAUUGGUUGUCAAGUAUCCGUACAUGAUAUACACUUCGACUUAUCCCUUCAUGAACAUAUAAUUAGACUAUCAUUUGAUCAGGUGCUUGCCUUGUAGGUAUUGAGUUAAGAUGAGCACUUCUUGAAAACAGUUAUGAGUUAUAUAAGAAACUUGGCCCUAUGAGAAAGAGCUCUAAAGCCGGACCUCCGGGGGUGGGCGGAUAUCCGAGAUGGAAGUUUUUUGCGGUGGCUUACCUAGAGCUUAAUGAACGAUUGACGAUGAAAUAUUGUUAUUUAAUUACUUAAAGCAUUCAUCUCAUCAUGAGAAUACUCUGCCUUCACCCUGAUAGCCAGAAUAAGGCAAUUUUGAAAUCAGAAUUAGCUUCGUUAUUACUAAAGUUGCAAUAUUCAAACCCAGACCUCCUAUUUGAAUUUGUCAACGGUCCUUUACAAUAUUCAAGCUUACCAGCAGAAAAGUCGUCACCCCAUGAGGUACAUCGCUAUAAGUUCUAUGAGGCUGAAGAAGUCGAAGAUAUUCGUAAAGCUGGCGAGUGGCUAGCUAACAAGUUGGACAAUGACGGACCCUACGAUGGCAUUUUAGCAGUUUCUCAAAGCGCCGCUGUUGUUUCUAGCUUCUUAUUAUACCGGCAGUGGUAUGAUCAUGAGUUACCGCCAGCUUUCAAAUUUGCUAUUUUUAUCAACGGUGGCAUUCCGCUCAAGAUUCUAAAGGACCUCGGAGUGCCCGUCUCAAACGAGGCAGAAGGCGUGGUAGCGGAAGCAAAAUUCCAGCGAAACCGAGGGCUUGGUCCUUUACCAACUCAUACGACCAAGGCGCGCCGGGCAGUGUUCAACUCGGACGAUUGCUUUGGGCUAAACCUGAACAAAAUUCCGUUGGAGUUGAAAAUAAGAAUACCGACCGUACACGUAUGGGGUGAGAAUGACCCUUUGUUUCCGACUUCAGUUCAACUCACGGGGCUCUGCGACCCAUAUAUUAGGAAGAUACAAAUACAUAAAGGGUCUCACGAAAUGCCCCGCGAUGAGGAAGGAUUAUCGGAGUUGGUAUCACUGAUUGAGUGGUGCAUCCAGCGUGCGACAUGGCCUGGUCAAAUGCAACUGUAGAAUUUACUGAUCGGGAUUGAGAUGAUGGCGAAAUUGCAUACAAUACUUUUAUAGCACUUCAUAAUUGAUUUGACGGAAUAACGGUGUUGCAUACAUAAAA
Molecule: messenger RNA, 1208 nt
Organism: Daldinia vernicosa
Lineage: Eukaryota; Fungi; Ascomycota; Sordariomycetes; Xylariales; Hypoxylaceae
Product: serine hydrolase FSH
Exons: 2
Coding region: 311-1108 (265 amino acids)
Cellular component (GO): cytoplasm; nucleus
Source: RefSeq, a predicted model, not a curated record